AUCGCUAAAUUUGUUUUAUUAAUGCAUUUAUAUGAAAAGGUUUAUGAAAAAGGUCUUCCACAUUUUUUUUCGUUUUGUGAAAAUUAAUUUUAAAUCCACGGACCGCGUAUUUUGAAACAGGGAAAAUGGAUAAAACACCGUACUCCUUUCCUAUGUUCACACCCAGUCAGCUUGUUCAGGAUCUGAAUAUGAUCAUUGAUUUACCUGGGCUAGAGGAGAAGGACUUCAAACAGCCAACAAGCCAGAGAUGGCAGAAGAUUUAUUCGAGACUAGUUGAGAUUUUAUUAGGAGUCCCCUUUGAAAACAUACUACAGCAAACUCUGUAUGUCUCAGAUGAGAUGGACUUCCCUGAGCUGUAUGACGAGGCCACUGAGAUUGUGAUCCUUUCUCUUUCUCUAAAAAGAAUUUUAUCAUCUUGUGGAAUUCCUGAUUUUUCUGUUAAAGAUGUCAAGGAACCAUCUGCUAGCAGAGUACUGAAGAUCAUGUGUGGUGUCAUUAAUUUUAUCAAAUUUCAACAAGGCAGAAUUCAGAUUUACCAGGAUUUAAAAGAUGAGAAUAACAGAUUUCGAGAUCAGUUUGAUCACUUGAUUGAUAGACGAGAUCAAGUUAAGGCAAAAAUCAAAGAAUUGAAGGCUGAAAAACCAAAGCAUGAUCCAGAAAUUGCCAAGGUCCAAGAACAGUUGGAUGUCUUAAAUGAAAAACUCCAAGAACGUCUCAAACAGCAGGCUGAAAAGCAGAGAGCUGCAACGGAGGUCAAGGCCAGACUAGCAGAAAAGGUCGCACACAAGGAUAAGAUCAAACUUGCCAUCACUCAAGCAGAAGAGAAAGGACAAAAGCUUAGUCAUAAAAUUGUUCAGUCACCGGAGAAGGUGAGAGAAGAACAGGAGUCGAUGAAGCAGCACCUGAUGGAGCUACACGGGAGUCUGGAGAGGAAGCGGCAGCAGCUGGAUAACAAGCGGCAGCAGGUGGAGAAGUUCAAAGUUUCCAUCACAAACAGCGAGAAAGCCAUCAAACUGUUGCAUGGCAUCAAAGUGGACAUGGAUGCUGCUGAAGCAAAAGCGAAUGAGAUAACUGCCUUUCGGGAGAAGUUGGCAGAUAAUAAAGACCUCCUGAAGGAUUUAAGGAAGAAGAUUGAGAUGGUUGAAGAAAACGUUUCAAAUAGACAGGAGAAACUGUACAAGCUCUCACUACAGCAGCAGAACAAAGAGAAGGGGAUGAAGGAGACCAUAAACCAGCUGCAAGAGCAGUUAUCCAUGAUGAUGCAGCAAUUCAGCAGCAAAGAGAAAGGCCUGCGGGCAUUAGAGGAGCAGAAAUGGGAACUUGUGGCAGGAUUACAGGAACAGCAGCGGGCUCAUGAGGAAAAAGUCAAGUGCAUUAUGGGAAUUUACUCUGAAAUAGUGGCAGUGGUGGACAAAUAUCACACUAAAAUAGGCUUAGGGUGGAACCAGAUAAGAGAGGCCUUCACUGAAUGACCUUGGAGUUUGCCUACAGUGAAGUGACAAUGGAAUCGAUCCUCAUCAAGUCAGCAUUGAAAUCUGUACUCAUCAAGUGAACUUUUAAUAAAUAAAUCUGGAUGGAUGUCUCUAAUUCAGCCAAUGAAAGUUUUAUCUAAAACACCUGUGAGUGCUUCCAAAACAAACUGCAGGUCUUUGAUUUUUCUGUGUGCAAAAUAUGCAAUUAUAAGGGAAAAUGUUUGCCUUAUCAGUACUACUGUUAUGAAAUCUCUUUGCAUUGUACAUGUAUGUUCCAAAUUUGUUAUUUGAGUUUUUAAAAAUAUUUUAGACACAUUUUAGAUAUCUAUGAAAGAAUCAGUAUUGCUUUAUGUACAUGUAUUUUCCGUAACUUUAUAUAUUGGUAGUUGAUUGGAAAACGUUCAGGUUAAAAACAUGUACUGGUAUACUGUACAUAUAUUUCUUGUACUUGUUAAUCAUAAUUAUCUGUUGUUUUGAUAUGUUUUGUUGCAUACAUUAGAUAAUGUACAUGUAGAUGUAGAGUUAUGCACAUUAAAGUAUUUAACAUUUUCA
This is a messenger RNA of Magallana angulata, 2024 nucleotides long. RefSeq lists its product as uncharacterized. Gene Ontology annotation, biological process: kinetochore organization; mitotic spindle organization; meiotic chromosome segregation. The record is from RefSeq and is a predicted model, not a curated record. Gene Ontology annotation, cellular component: kinetochore; Ndc80 complex. Lineage: Eukaryota; Metazoa; Mollusca; Bivalvia; Ostreida; Ostreidae. Bases 126 to 1472 code for a protein of 448 amino acids. The transcript has 12 exons. Gene Ontology annotation, molecular function: protein-containing complex binding.